Messenger RNA from Osmia lignaria (orchard mason bee), 2644 nucleotides. The record is from RefSeq and is a predicted model, not a curated record. Lineage: Eukaryota; Metazoa; Arthropoda; Insecta; Hymenoptera; Megachilidae.
UUUGUUUUUUUAAUUGAUUGCGAAUGUGAAAUGCAUAGAUGAGAGUUACUCAGCAAAAGUGACUAAAUUGGCAAGAAUGGAUGUGUAAUCAGGGAAGAACGGAGAAGAACGGGGAAGAGAGUUAGAGUUUAAGCGAGACGACUAUAUGAACCAAGCACAAAAGAUUGCUUUUAAUGUUCACCGAAUCGUGAAUACUUUUAACAAACAGACGACGAUCGAGUUGGAAUUAUCCUCUUCUCGGCGAUAGGUCUCCCGAUGGACGCAACCAUUUUGACAAAGAUAGUGUGCUCUAUUACCACUUAUGUAGUACUAUUGGUACAAUUUCUGCUUGCAACACCUUGUUGAGAAGAAGCUAUAAUGUAAUGAUUUUUAAUUGAAUGUUGAAGAAACAAUUAUGGUCGAUUGAAGAAGGGCCUGGAAUAAAUUUAUAAACUUACCCCAUCACUUUUAAUCAUGCUAAAAGCAAACUAUGCAACAAAUUAUUUAUUCGCGUGAUGCAUUGUCGUAUUGCAAUUUGUUUUUUAAUAUCAUACAAUUUUCUAAUAUCAAGAGACUCGUUUAAGCGUUCUACAUCGAUGAUUAAACAUCAGUAUCUCGAGUUUAUUGAAAACAUAAGCAGUCUGUCCACUUUUAUAACGAAGUUUUUUUCUAUUAGUCCAUCAGACAGACAAUUUUCGUGAGCAACAUCAAAUUUUUUCCGCUGUAACUUUCGAAAUUGCAAAAGAACGAUGUCUGAAGCUUGGAAGAUAACAGAAUUAAAGGAGAACAAGAAGUGGAAACUAUUUCACGCCACGGAUUUCGUUUCGCUGAUGUACCCUUGCUAUUUCAUCGGAAAUCUAUUCGGAGUUUUUCCUUUCAAAUGUGACUCUUCAGGAUAUACCAUUUCAAGAAUUCGUGUUAUUUAUUCAAUGAUCAUUUUGACCACGUUCCUGAUCGUGGCCUUUUAUACGGGAUAUAAAAAUAAUACCACUCCGACGAUACUCCUUACUCUACCAAAAAAAUUGCAUCACAAUGUGUAUCUCAUCAUGGCACUAAGCACUAUCUCGUUAACGUACGGUCAAUAUAAAACGAUACUACGCUUUCUUCAGGAGUUCAAGGAGGCGUCCUCCAUGCUGGCACCAAAGGACUUCAACGACAUGGCGAUAUUCGUUCAUUCAAAGGAUAUUUUUGUAUUUUUAUUUCUCUCAAGUCACGUGUUCAAUUGCGUUGAAAGUGGAAACACGUUCGUAACAGUGAGAAAUUUUUACGGUCUAUUCAUUAUGUUGGUGAACUUCAUCAUGGACAUGUUCCACAUUAACUCGGCGUGCGUUUUAAAAGCAUGCUUCAUGAAAAUCAACGAAGAACUUGAUAAAUUUCGAAAACCCGUCGCCAAGACAUUUCUGCGCCACAAACAGAGUACUCCCUCGUUGCUGAUGAAAUUGAAGAAUUUAGAGGGGAAACACCUGCAGGUCACCGAUAUUCUACAAUUACUGAACAAGAUAUUUGUCACGCAACUCGUACUAACAACUGUCAAGACUUUUAUUACUUCUACUUUUAAUUUGUACUUUUGGUUAGUACGGUUCAACGGUGGGGAAAAAGCUCAGAAGAAUCUACUAUUUUGGUACUGGCCUUAUAUUCCUCCUGUCAUAUAUAAUUUUCUUAAAUUUGUUACGACGAUUUGGGCGUGUGAAACGGCGACUAAUAAAGCUAAACAAAUCCGCACUACUCUUCACGAUGUCCUUAGCGAGGCGACCGAUUUGUCGGUGAAACGCGAGCUGGAGCUUUUCUCGCUGCAAUUACUACACUGUGACACUACGUUUUCAGCGAAAAUGAUCGAUAUAAACGUGUCGCUUCUUGUAGAGCUCGUGGGAGGCGUCACCGUGUACCUUUUGAUACUGCUCCAAUUCUUAUUAAACUCGUUAGUAUGCGAGGCCACGCAAGAGUGAACGAUGAAAUAUUUACGAUGUUACGUGAUUCUGCGUGGCGCGUCUGUUUCUUAUCGAUUCUCUCGACAGUCUUGUGAAAUGCACCGUUUGAUGUGUCCACGCGCAAACACCUGUAUCACUUCUUAGCCACUUUUUCCUUCGCUUAUAUAUAAAUUGUACAAUUGCGAUGCUAAGGAAUCUAGCAGUUACAUUAUACGUUACCAUGAGAUCAGGUACGAGAUUACGGGAUGCCAGUUUGUGGGAAGAAAUCGUCAUGUAUAAUCACCGUGCAGAUAAAAACAUUUUGGUCACACUAAAGCGUCAAAGUGAUAGCUGACUAAGCAAUAAACGGGUUUUUGAUCUAAAUGUUCUAAAUUUAUCGGAGUCGCUGCGCUAACGGCAAUGGUUCAACCUCGAUAAUUAACUUUGUGAGUCGCCGAUAGUGACGUCGAAAAGUGAUCGAUUUGGCAUGGAAUAACCCCUGUUUAAUUUUCUACAUUAUUUUCAACUUAAAAAUAGCUGUACAUCAAGCGUCGGUAGUUCUAGUGUUAAGAAAGAAACGAGAUCAGGACUGCAUCACCCAAACCCUUAGAUACCCUAAAAGCAGUGUUUCUUACACAUAACGCAAUUCAUUUUUGCUCACUACCUGACGAAUUAUUAUUAGUAACAAUCCAACAUUACCUAAUGGAUAAUAAUAAUGAAUAAUAAUGAAAAUAAAAAUUGCAAAUCUUCUAAUAAUA